This is a messenger RNA of Homalodisca vitripennis (glassy-winged sharpshooter), 1714 nucleotides long. Its product is annotated as methyltransferase-like protein 17, mitochondrial. Gene Ontology annotation, biological process: translation. Gene Ontology annotation, molecular function: structural constituent of ribosome; methyltransferase activity. Lineage: Eukaryota; Metazoa; Arthropoda; Insecta; Hemiptera; Cicadellidae. The record is from RefSeq and is a predicted model, not a curated record. The coding region runs from base 264 to 1679 and encodes 471 amino acids. The transcript has 10 exons. Gene Ontology annotation, cellular component: mitochondrial small ribosomal subunit.
UGUCUUGUUUGGUACUGGAACUACAUUAAAUUAUUAGGUUAGAAUUAGUAACCUAACCUAACGUAGUGUAGAUUGCAUUGUUGACUAAAAGUAAUUAUUGACUUUGUGAUUUUUAUUUCAAAUGUGGUGUGAAAAUGAAUCAAUUCAUAUUAAAUAACCAUUACCUAUAGGUUUUUAAUGACAAAUGUCAGUCAUAGCUUCAACAUAAAUUUCGAUAACUUGCGUUUGUUAUUUCGACCAAAAGCCAGUAAACUCAAGGUUCAAUGGCUUGCAGAAAUAUUAACUCUAACAUUCUAUUUGGUAUAUUUCGGAGAUUACAUCUUAGAAAUUUGAGCUGUACAGCUGCAGUUGCUCCAGAACUGGAUGCUGCUGUGAAACAUGACAUUGAAACUGAUAAAAUAAAGCCCCGGAAACAUCCAGGUGUUAUAAAAUUUAGGACAUGUUCACUCCCAAAUGAAAUCAUAAAAGCUGUUAGUGUUGUGGCAGAAGAUCAUCCAGUAAAAACAAUUCUCAAUGAUGCCAAAAUGCUUGCAAACUACUUGUACUCUCGACACUAUCCAUGGGAUGAAGAGGAUUUGGAAGAGAGACGGAAAGACUUCGUUGAAAAUGUCAAGUCUAGAAUUGGUGAGCUACCGCUAGAUGCCAGUGAAGAGCAAACUUAUCACUACACAAGUCUUGUCCGGUCCAGUGUGGAGCACCUGAUGAACAAGUACCGCUACCGUUGGAGUGCCCUGAAUCUGCAUCAGUAUUCCUGCUUGGUUUAUCUGUUCACACGUGCUGCACCCAACUAUGCAGUUGUUUCCAGAGUGCUGGGGGAAAUCACCAAACUCCACCCAGACUAUCGGCCGACUAGCCUCUUCGACUUUGGCUCGGGUAUUGGAUCUGUGUCCUGGGCUGCCAAAAGUUAUUGGGGUGACUCAUUGAAGGAGUACAUGAACAUUGACAGUUCCAGUAGUAUGAAUGAUUUGGCAGCACUGCUGUUGCAAGGAGGACGUAGUGAGGCGAGGACACCACGAGGCGUAUUCUACCGUGAGUUCCUUCCUGCCCAGCAUACAAAAUAUAGUGUAGUGGUGAGUGCUCACUCACUGAUGGAGCUGCCGUCCCGUGACAGUCGACUCUCUGUGCUGCUCAACUUGUGGCAGAAGACUGAGGAUUUCCUCAUUGUGGUUGAGCAGGGAACCAAGCCUGGAUUCAAGGUGGUUGUAGAAGCAAGGGAUUUCAUUCUCUCACUGUCUACUGAGGAAAGUCCUGCUCAUGUUUUUGCUCCUUGUCCCCACGAUAUGGCCUGCCCUCGGUUUCUAAGAGGCCCCUACCCAUGCCACUUUCAAGUUUCAUACUUUGAUCUCUCUGUGGGAAAAAAACAAGAAAUAAAAAAGGAGUUGUUGUCAUACAUCGUAAUAAGGAAAGGCAGGAGAAAGGUAGACCAUGAUUGGCCGAGAGUGGUGCGUCCUGUGCUGAAACGCCACAACCAUGUCAUCUGCCGCAUGUGCACUGCCAAUGGAGACUUGCGUGAAGUUAUCUUCACAAAAAACAGACAUGGCAAGACGCUGUACAAAUGUGCAAAGGUGACGGGUUGGGGUGAUCGUCUGCCUGUGGACCUCACCCCUUCUGUUGAUUCAGAGCAGGAUUCUUCUCAUGAGAACUUUCAAGAUGGUAGUGACACAGUAAAACCUGAUUAGUUAUAUUGUUAAUAAAUACAUUAAUUUGUCAUGUA